AUGCCAUGUGCGCGCGCCUUACGACCAGGUACGUGGGAAGGGAGGGGGGCGCCCGGGCGGUCGGACGUCCCACGACUGACGGCGACGGCGGCGACGCACGAGGUACAGGCAGUAGCUCAGAUGUACCUCGUACGUAUACGAACACCCAACGGCAAGCCUGGCGGUGGCUGUCAUCAUCAGCGUGUGUAG
Messenger RNA from Purpureocillium lilacinum, 189 nucleotides. Lineage: Eukaryota; Fungi; Ascomycota; Sordariomycetes; Hypocreales; Ophiocordycipitaceae. The record is from RefSeq and is a predicted model, not a curated record.